Messenger RNA from Penicillium angulare, 1209 nucleotides. Its product is annotated as Zn(II)2Cys6 transcription factor domain-containing protein. The record is from RefSeq and is a predicted model, not a curated record. The transcript has 2 exons. NCBI's taxonomy places the organism in Eukaryota, Fungi, Ascomycota, Eurotiomycetes, Eurotiales, Aspergillaceae. Gene Ontology annotation, biological process: regulation of transcription by RNA polymerase II. Gene Ontology annotation, molecular function: DNA-binding transcription factor activity, RNA polymerase II-specific; zinc ion binding. The coding region runs from base 1 to 1209 and encodes 402 amino acids.
AUGAAGCGCUCGACGGCUCGACGACCGCAUACCAAAUCAAGGAAUGGAUGUCAGCGUUGCAAAGCGCGCAAAGUAAAGUGUGAUGAAACCAGACCGCACUGCCAAAACUGUACCAAACAUGCGAUCGAUUGUUACUACUCCGAGAAGGCAAUCGGCACAGCGGCCAGGAGUCCAUUAUCUGCUCCGCCGUCCGCCACAUCCUCAGUAGAGUUCGUACAAUCGGAUGAAUUGCCAUCUAUCGGGCAAGGCACUAGCGAUCCAGCUGGUCCAGGUGGUAGUUCAGUGCCCGGUCAAAAUACCGACAUGGCCAUUGGGAUCGCAGAAAUGGAAUUACUCCAUCACUACUCAACCUCAACAUGCUAUACGAUUACUCGACUUCCGAUAUUGCAGACCGUCUGGCGCAUCAAAGUCCCCCAAUUUGGAUUCUCAUUCCCAUUUGUUCUGCACGGUAUCUUAGCCUUUUCAGCUUUACACCUGGCGUAUUUGAGGCCUGAACACCAUGCUCAUUAUGUUGAUAAGGCCGAAUUUCACCAUAAGCAAGCACUGCAGAUGGUCUCUACUAUCAUGCCAAACAUAGAUGAGGACAAUGCUCCCGCUAUCUAUUUGUUCUCAUCUCUCACAUCUCUAAUCUCCUGUGCAAAGCCACGAUCAGCUGAUCAAUUCUGGAUGUUUGGAGAAAAAGAUCUUGAGCUGCUAGCCUUAUUUCGUGGUACACGAUUUAUUAUUUCUGCAGCAGGGGACCCGAUCAAGUUUGGGCCCCUCGCGCCAAUAUUCAAAAAUGGGAGCAUGAGGAGCAGUACGCGGAACAGUAGAUCUACGAUGAACCUGUCCUAUUUAAAUGAUUUGCGACAACUUUUGAAGGAUAAUGUGCCAAGUACAGAGGAACUCGAUCUUUACUUUGAGGCUAUUCAUGGUCUAGGAAAAUCAUUUGCAAUGUUGGAAGAACAGGGCUAUCAAAAUAUGCAGACGGCAGAUGUUUUUGUUUGGGUUUUGGAGCUAUCCGAUGGAUAUCUGAGUCUUCUUCGCCAAAGAAAGCCUGAGGCCCUGGUUGUCCUUUCAUAUUUUUGUGUCAUUACUCAUUCUCUUGAAUGGGCCUGGUGGAUGCAAGGCUUAAGCAUCCAUAUGAUACGGGGUAUAUACCAUGCACUGGAUGGGGAGUACCACUGCUGGCUACAGUGGCCGAUGGAGCAAUUGGGCUGGGUCCCGUGA